ACGUACAUGUACGUAUACAUACACCGCUGGCAGACGUGCACUUUAAAAAUGGCUGCUCCCAUAACGGCGAAAAUUAUCGACUUUGAUGGCGACCAAAGCGAAGCACAAGCAAACCUGCAGUUCCAAGAUUUCUCGGACACGUUGCAAGGCAGCAGCGACCAGCGCAGUCAGCAAGCAGUGAAUCAGGCAUACACCAGCUUCUCGGACAUGAACGAUGACGAAGACGAGAGCGACGAGGGCCUCUGGAAGCGUGACUGCCCGCAUCGACAUUGGGAUGGAUACCAUCACAUUUUAUUACAGCUGCUGAACCGAGAGAGAGACGCCAGUGCACCAUCGUUCUGGAAGUUCAGCUACUACCAGAGCCUCUUUGACGUGACGACCAAUGAUGUGCUCAGGCGGCUGCUGUGGUCAGCCAUGCCACAGUUUUCAAGCCCAUCCUACCUCGAGAAGCACAUCAGGCCUAACCCUGACCUCUAUGGGCCCAUAUGGGUAGGCCUGACAUUGGUGGUGACUACGUCAGUGAGCAGCAAUGUGGCCAGCUACUUGGAGACAGCUGGCCAGAGCAAGGACUUCUGGCACACUGACUACACUCGAGUGUCAUUUGCAUCGACGGCAAUCACGGUGUACAUGUUUUUGGUGCCACUGGUGCUGUGGGCGGUGCUCAAGUACCGCAAGGUGGAGUCUCGCUACUCCCUGUUGGAGACCCUCUGCCUAUAUGGCUACUCCCUGGCGAUCUAUGUGCCCAUCUCUAUCCUGUGGGCUGUGCACCUGACCUGGCUGCGGUGGACAUUGGUUGUCGUGGGUGCUUCGCUCUCUGGCUGUGUCCUGGUCACCACUUUGUGGCCUUCCUUCAGGGAAGACUCCCGCAAGAUGGCCAUCAUCACGUCUGCUGUUGUAUUUGCAUUACAUGCAUUACUGGCUCUUGGCUUUGUGGGCAUUGGAAUUUAUGGCAUACCAUUGGAACUUCCCUAAACAGAGUGCAGCUAGCCAGGCUGUCAUGGGCGAUGUUGCUGCUAUGCUUUUGACAAAGAACCUACAUGCAUAGGCAGAUCCCGUAGUAGCACAUCAUGGGUGGGAUGUCCUGUGCAAGUCAAUUGCAAAGAAACAGAAAAGCAUAGCACAUCAAUUAGAAACCAUCACGUUAAGGUGUCUUAUGCUGUAGUAACACAUGGCAUACUUGGAUGGCCUUUUCAGAGUGCUCUGGCAGCAAUACAAAGUUUGUGUAUCAUGUAAAAGAGGAACUAAGUGUUGCUGCUAGCAUGAGUGGACUCCACUGAUCGCAAAGAACCAAAGUCAUCACUCCAGCGCCCAGGUAUUCUCAUGAUUCAUCACCUUCAUGCCACUGCACGAGCGCUCUGCAACGACCACCGAAAUAUGCCAACAGUACUUUAAAUGGCUGUGGAUAUAUAAGUGAGCAAGAAGAGAAAUCAUGAUGCGAUUACUUAUGAUUUAUAACUGAAUGCGAGUGUUUUCACUCACUUGCUCCACUGAUAGUCUCAAAGAAGUUAUUGCUUUAAGUCCAGAUAUAAGUCAUUCCAUAUUAAAUUGCACAAAGAAAUUAAGUGGAUAUGUUGUUAUGAAUUCUCGGUAAAACCAAGUUAUGCUGGGGUAGGCUAUAUUAGUAAUAAUUAGCACUGGAAAGCAUUUGCUGCAGAAGGAUAUCUUAAGCAAGAUUAUGGCAAUAGGCUAGGAAAAACGCAAUGCUCAUAUUAUCAGAAGGUGCGACAGAGGCACAAUAUUAAGCUCAACAAAGAUCUAUGUGACCAGAGUAACAAUGCGAGCAACUAACUUGAGGUCUAAGCAAAAUUUAUAAAUGGCCCAGUGAUCUAAAACAAAAUUUUAUAUGGCUGUGGAUAACUGUACAGUAUAAUAUGGUGAGCAUUUGGAAGCUGAAAUAAAGCCAAGCUUUAAGGAGGGUGCAUAUAUAUCACAACUUUUUUGUCAGUCUUAAGAAAUUUGAUCAAAUCUUGAAGGGCACCUCACCAGGUUUGGACAUUGCAAAGAGACAAUUUCAGUGCUUACAGUGACAAUCAGAUCUGCAAAGCAUUGUGCCAUUGUAUGCUACUCUUUUAAGAAAUGCUUGUGGGAGAAUUCUGCCUGGAUGGCACCUUGCAGCUUCUUGUGUAUAGCCAAAAUUUCUGACGGAUACUGGUGGGACGACAUGCAAGUUAAUACUCAGCGAAGUAAAGGUUGGCAGCAGAUUGCUACACGAGGGAAUUCAGGUCUCUUUGAGAAUUAGAAGGGAGUCUGUUGAGGUCUAGAUUGGGUGGAAGCAGAGUUUUUGUCUUUCCUUAUAUAGUGCUGCUUAUGUAGUACAUCUCGUAAUGAGAGGAGCAAAUUGUUCAUAUUGGUUAAGAUCCUCUGCAAAAUACUGUGUUCAAAGUGCAGGAAGCAGCCCAUGUUACAAUGCUAGAAGAGUGCGUGAAUGAUGAGCUAUGGCACUCGGACAAGAAGAAACUUCGCAUACUCUAUGCUUUUUGUGGGUUGCACCCAACAAUACAUGUAGCCCUCCAAAUGAGUUACAGGGGGCUGCUGUGGCAAAUCUUGCAUUGAUGCAGAAGCAUAAUGCAAGAUAACCUAGAACAGUAUAAUGUAUUGGAAAAAAUCAAGACGUGUCGAUUGUGAAGAGAAAUACAGCAUUAUUCAUACAAUAGUAAGGCAUUUGAGUGUUCCUUUGCAUCUUGCUUGAAUAAAGUGUCUUUAGUUACCCAGA
Dermacentor andersoni is the source of this 2713-nucleotide messenger RNA. RefSeq names its product protein YIPF1. Gene Ontology annotation, molecular function: small GTPase binding. Lineage: Eukaryota; Metazoa; Arthropoda; Arachnida; Ixodida; Ixodidae. The record is from RefSeq and is a predicted model, not a curated record. Gene Ontology annotation, biological process: vesicle-mediated transport. Gene Ontology annotation, cellular component: Golgi apparatus; membrane.